AACAACAUGUUUAUCCCGCCGGCGUCCGAAGCGGGCAGCCUGUCUCCCGCUGGAUUAGAUCAGCUAGCUGUGAGCCGAACAAAGGGGCCCGGUGUCCUUACCGGGUGAGACGGUAGAGACUCGGCUCAACCAUGUGACCCGUGCACUUGUCAAAGCCCCUUUGAUGUAUCGAUGCCAUCAGAGGUCUGCCAGCAGCAGCAGCAGUCCAAAUCGCCGCUGCCCUGACCUCACUCGCAGCCUGACACACCAGCGACCAUGGGCAAGCAAAACAGCAAGCUCCGCCCCGACGUCAUGCAGGACCUGAUGGAGAACACUGACUUCACCGAGCAUGAAAUCAUGGAGUGGUACAAGGGCUUCCUGCGGGACUGCCCCAGCGGGGCGCUCUCCAUGGAGGAGUUCAAGAAGAUCUACGCCAACUUCUUCCCUUACGGCGACGCCUCCAAGUUCGCCGAGCACGUCUUCCGCACCUUCGACGCCAACGGGGACGGGACCAUAGACUUCAGGGAGUUCAUCAUCGCCCUGAGCGUGACCUCUCGCGGCCGGUUGGACCAGAAGCUGAAGUGGGCGUUCAGCAUGUACGAUCUGGACGGGAACGGAUACAUCAGCAAGGCGGAGAUGCUGGAGAUCGUAACGGCUAUUUACAAGAUGGUGUCCUCAGUAAUGAAGAUGCCCGAGGACGAGUCCACGCCCGAGAAACGCACGGACAAGAUAUUCAGACAGAUGGACACGAAUCGAGAUGGUAAACUUUCCCUUGAGGAGUUUGUGGAGGGAGCCAAGAGCGAUCCCUCCAUCGUCCGGCUGCUUCAGUGUGAUCCAAGCGGUGCCGGCCAGUAGAAAACCUUUUCUCCCCAAUUAUAGUUGUAUUAGUCUGACACAUUUUCAACAUCUCUCCCAGCUGACCCACCUGAUAUUGUGGACAUUUGAUCCUUUGAGCUGUAGAGGCACAUGCGCGCGCACAAACACAAACACACACACACACACACACACCUAAUCAACAUGCGUCUA
This is a messenger RNA of Pungitius pungitius (ninespine stickleback), 1005 nucleotides long. RefSeq names its product neurocalcin-delta B. Gene Ontology annotation, molecular function: calcium ion binding; tubulin binding; actin binding. Gene Ontology annotation, biological process: calcium-mediated signaling. The coding region runs from base 256 to 834 and encodes 192 amino acids. The transcript is spliced from 4 exons. Lineage: Eukaryota; Metazoa; Chordata; Actinopteri; Perciformes; Gasterosteidae. The record is from RefSeq and is a predicted model, not a curated record.